Spodoptera frugiperda (fall armyworm) is the source of this 1171-nucleotide messenger RNA. RefSeq names its product E3 ubiquitin-protein ligase RNF113A (gene mdlc). Gene Ontology annotation, cellular component: U2-type spliceosomal complex. Gene Ontology annotation, biological process: snoRNA splicing. Gene Ontology annotation, molecular function: metal ion binding. The record is from RefSeq and is a predicted model, not a curated record. The coding region runs from base 200 to 1147 and encodes 315 amino acids. Lineage: Eukaryota; Metazoa; Arthropoda; Insecta; Lepidoptera; Noctuidae. The transcript is spliced from 7 exons.
UUGACGUUUCUGUUUGACGUCACGCGCUGUGAAAAACUGAAGUUUGUAAACAAAUCACAAAAAUAGCUGAAAAACUACAAACUACCUCAUAGUACUUAGUGAAAAAAUACAAAUUAAACUUCUAUAAGCAAUGUUUUAAGUGUACAACGUAGUUAUUUCCUUAUAUAAAGUGUUAAACUUAAGUUUAAAUUAAAUCAAAAUGUCUGAUGUAGAAGUCGAAGUUCCUUCUACGUUUAAGAAGAGAAAUCUCAAGAACAGAGGCGGCAGGAAACGUAAAACAUCUAGUUCUGAUGAGAAAAACAGUUCAGAUUCGGACGAGCAGACCGUGGUGCUGCCUACGAAAAGACCACAGAAGAGUAACCCCAACAUACAGAGCACAGGAGGUCCCAAGAAGUCCAAGCCGGAGAUAGAUGACGCUGCAAGUGAUAGCAGUGAUGAGGAGAAACUAAAACAGCGCACCACACUGUCAGUGCAACAACAGCGAGAGAACGCCACCGCCACCUAUGAGCUGGACACGGAACACGACCGGGACGCGCAGGCCAUCUUCGAGAAGGCUCAGAAGAUCAACGAGGAGUUGCAGGGACAGGCUGAUGAUAAGGUAUACCGCGGCAUGAAUAACUACGCGCAAUAUUACAAGAAGCGGGACACGGCGGCGGGUAAUGCCAGCUCGGGACUCGUUAGGAAGGGGCCUAUUAGGGCACCUGCUAAUUUGAGGGCUACUGUCAGAUGGGACUACCAACCAGAUAUUUGUAAGGAUUACAAGGAGACUGGCUUCUGCGGUUUUGGAGACUCGUGCAAGUUCCUCCACGACCGCUCGGACUACAAGCACGGCUGGCAGCUGGAGCGCGAGGAGACGGAGGGCGCGGCGCCGGCCGGAGACUCCGACUAUGAAGUAGACAGCGAUGAUGAACUGCCUUUCCGCUGCUUCAUAUGCAGGAACAGCUUUACUGAUCCUGUUGUCACUAAAUGCAAACAUUACUUCUGCGAGAAAUGCGCUUUGGAGAACUAUAAGAAAACGACGCGAUGUUUCAUAUGUAACGCGCAGACGAGCGGUAUGUUCAACCCGGCUAAAGAAUUGGAGGCUAAGCUGCAACGGAGACAGAGUGACGAUGAGGGUCCUGAUAAUGAGGAUGAUGAUGACGAUUGAUUAAUAAAUAUGGUUGAAAUUAAA